AGUGGUGAAGGAAGAGAUCUCAGAUGACAAUGCAAAGCUCCCUUGCUUCAAUGGAAGAGUGGUGUCCUGGCUGGUCCUGGCUGAAAGCUCCCAUUCUGACACGGGCUCCCAGUGCACUGAGAGCCACACGGACCUUCCACCACCCCUGGAGAGGACAGGAGGCAUUGGAGACUCCCGGCCCCCAUCAUUCCACCCCAACGCUGCCAGCAGCAGGGAUGGCCUGGACAACGAGACAGGAACAGAGUCCGUGAUGAGCCACCGGCGCGAGCGGCACCGGCGGAGGAACCGCGAAGGCCAUGAGGACGUCCCCAGGAUCAAUGGGCACCCCAAGCUGGACAGGCACCGUGAGCAACCCCCUGGCUACGACAGCUCCUCCACCAUGAUGAGCAGUGAGCUAGAGUCCAGCAGCUUCAUUGACUCUGAGGACGAUGACAACACCAGCAGGUUGAGCAGCUCCACGGAGCAGAGCACCUCAUCCCGGCUCAUCCGGAAGCACAAACGCCGGAGGAGGAAACAGAGGAUGCGGCAGAUUGACAGGUCAUCUUCGUUCAGCAGCAUCACUGACUCCACCAUGUCCUUAAAUAUCAUCACUGUCACACUCAACAUGGAAAAGUACAACUUCCUGGGAAUCAGCAUUGUGGGACAGAGCAAUGACCGGGGUGAUGGUGGCAUCUACAUCGGCUCCAUCAUGAAAGGAGGGGCGGUGGCAGCGGACGGGCGCAUUGAGCCAGGGGACAUGCUGCUGCAGGUGAAUGAUGUCAAUUUUGAGAACAUGAGCAAUGAUGAUGCCGUUCGGGUUUUACGGGAAAUAGUCUCUAAACCAGGACCUAUCAGCCUAACAGUAGCCAAAUGCUGGGACCCUACUCCCAGGAGUUAUUUCACCAUCCCCAGGGCUGAGCCGGUGCGGCCGAUCGACCCCGCGGCGUGGAUCUCUCAUACCACAGCCAUGACGGGAGCGUACCCCCGUUACGGUAUGAGCCCCUCCAUGAGCAUCACCACAUCUACCAGCUCCUCACUAACAAGCUCAAUUCCCGAGUCGGAAAAAUUAGAAGAAUCUCCCUUAACUGUGAAGAGUGACAUGGCUACUAUUGUCAAGGUCAUGCAGCUGCCAGACUCAGGCCUUGAAAUUCGGGACAGGAUGUGGUUAAAAAUCACCAUUGUCAAUGCUCAUGUAGGAGCAGAUGUGGUGGACUGGCUUUACACACAUGUGGAAGGCUUCAAGGACCGCCGGGAGGCCAGGAAAUAUGCCAGCAGCAUGUUGAAACACGGCUACCUCAGGCACACUGUGAACAAAAUCACCUUCUCAGAGCAGUGCUACUAUGUCUUCGGAGACCUCUGUGGCAAUCUAGCUGCACUGAACCUCAACAACGGUUCCAGCGGCGCCUCAGAUCAGGACACCCUGGCUCCACUCCCACAUCCCGCUGCUCCCUGGCCCUUAGGCCAAGGAUAUCCCUACCAGUAUCCUCUGCCCCCUCCUUGUUUCCCACCAGCCUACCAAGACCCAGGCUUUAGCUAUGGCAGUGGCAGUGCAGGCAGCCAGCAGAGUGAAGGGAGCAAAAGCAGCGGCUCGAACCGGAGCACCAGCGAGACCAGCAGGAGAGGAGCGGGCAGGGAGAAGGAGCGCAAGUCGGGGGGCAGCGGCAGCGAGUCGGAGCCCGGAGCGCGCCGGGAGCGGCCGCUGAGCCAGCUCAGCCUGCGCAGCCAUGGCUCUGCCAGCGACAGGAGCCACCAGAGCCACCACUCGUAUGGGCCCCCAGGGGUGCCCCCCUUGUACAGCCUGCCCAAGCUGGGCUCCAAGGUGCUGGGCAGCAGCGGCCCGCCCGGAGGGCCCCCGGUGCGCGAGCUGAGCGCCGUGCCGCCCGAGCUCACCGGGAGCCGCCAGUCCUUCCAGAAGGCCAUGGGCAACCCUUGCGAGUUCUUUGUGGACAUCAUGUGAGAGGAAGUGCCUUCAAAAGACUCUGCACAUGAGGGUGGGAUUUUUUUUUGUGGGUGGGCGGGUUUGGGGGAGUCGUUGUGGGACGCUCAGUGGAAGAGGCUUGGCUGUCUUGCAUGUCACACCUUCCUGUUCGCAAGUGUGUAGCAGAAAACAAGUGGGCAAAACUGAACAAAAAAAAAAAGAGAAAAAAGAAAAAAAAAAUACAGAAAUUAACAACAAAAUCUCCUGGGAUUGUUAAAUAUCGAAAAAUUGCAAAUCAACAGCAUCUUUUCGUUAUCUUUGGUUUUUUUCCCCUCCCCAUCUCGUUUUGGAUUGUGAAUGGCUGGUGUAUAUUCACAUCUUAAUGAGCUUUGGUCAUUGUGGCACCUACUUCAGUGGAAUUAGUGUCUCUUUUUGGGCUGAUCAGAGGACUGGUAUUUCACAUGACUUCUAAAUUCCUGACAAUGCAUAGGAGCACUUUGAUUUUUUUCCUGCUUUUUCUCUUGCAAGGACAAAGCAACUGCUGGCUGGUAUCUGGGAUACUGCCUUGGAAUGCUGUUUCUUGGAUGCAUCCAUAGCUCUAAGCAGACAUGGCACCCACAAGUGCUUGGAAAGGAGUAGGAUCCAACCAAUUCCUAGAGGAGAACAAAGUUGUGGCUACUUCCUGCUGUCUAGGGAGUAUAAGUCAAUCUUUCUUGGGCUAUUUGAGGGGCUUUUUUUCAAGAUAUUCUCUCAAGGGAGUGCUGGAUUCUUGCUACUGUAUGUGUUCAUUGUGCAGAACUUAAACAAUUAUUUCCUUAUUUCCCAAGAGUGAAUUUCCAGCUGCACUCGGUUCCUGGGCAUUUUAGUCACAUCCCUGCUGCUAGGUGUGGCUGUUCCCUCUGGAUGUGCACUUGCUUGCAAGUUGGAAGAGUUAUUCCCACAGAAAUAGGAAAAUUGCUGCAGUUCUGUCAGCUUUUCCCUUUUGAAGGGGCUGUUUAUCCCAUUCCAGCAGAGGCACUGGGAAAUCCUGGCUCCCCCUGGGACGUGGCUCUUCAUUGUGAUCCCUCCUUCCUUUCUGAGCCGAAUCUUUCUCUUUUUUGUUGAAACAGAGACCUGGAGAUGUCUGAUCCCCCAGGGAACAUUUCUGAGCACAGUGGGCAGAGAGGUGUCAGGACGUCUGAGAACAGAUCAGGAAUGGUGCAAAAAGAAAUCCUUACCCCUCACACCAAGUCGGACCCACCCUGGAGCUCCUCAAAAAGAAAUCCUUACCCCUGACUCCUCCUGCUGAGUUGCUCUGACUGAAGCAACUGCUGUUGAAUAUCCCCAAGAUUUAAUUUCCGGCUAUUUUCUGCUCUGAGGCUCUGGAAAGUAAAUUCAGGAAGCUUCAGUGGUAUUUAAGCUUUUUUAAGGUAUGGUGAGCACAGCCAUGCUCUGCCACAGUGGCUCAUUUAACGAGACGAGCUGCAGCCACUCUGGCAUUUGACCACAGGGCCAUUCCUUAGGUAAAUCCUCUUUUGUGAAAUCCCUGCUGCUGGCAGGAUUGAGGAUAGGUGCUUUAAAAUCAGUCUUUACUGUAAAUAAGCAUUUUCUUCACUGGUAAGAAGCUUCUUUUUGGUCUGUUCUGUACUUUUUGGGUAAAUAGCCAAGGUGGAUGUGAAGAGAGAACGUCUUUCUCUCUAUACACACAGAGUUCAUUUGUCACCCUGAAAAUUGACUCUUCAAAAUGUCCAUUUCAUUCAGAUUUUUCACUUCUUUCCUUUUUCCCAUCUCUGUGUGCAAACACCUCACUUUGUCAGAGAUUCCAGAUGUUUGUGGUAAUGGGAGACUAAAUUCCUUCUCCCAUAGGGAGCCAGGCAUUUGGGAAACUCUGUCACUCGGCCCAUUUCUGGGCUUCUAAAUUAGUUUUCUUUGCAAAAACCUCCCCAGAAAGCUGCCCAAGGCUUCAGAAAGCAGAGCUUUCAUCACUAUCCAUGAAUGGCUCCUCCAAAAGAGGCCCUGCCUAAAGCUUGACUGUACAACAGGACUUUUCCUUCCUUCCUCCUCCCAGAUGCAAACCUGACUUGGUAAAUUAUUCUGAAAGAUUGACACUUAAAGCAAUGAACAGGGUAAAAUAAUGGUUGAAUUCUGCUCUGUCUCCAAGAAACACUGCUGAGGAGUCUGCGACUUUACUGACAGUCACUAGUGGUUCUGUUUUUAAAUUAAUUGAGAUUUUUCUGGCCUCUUUAAAUUAUGAUUUCUCUGGCCCUGUUUUAAGUAAUAACUCUGAGGGCUGGAGGAAAAAAAAAAAUCUCCUUAUAAUAUUUCCAAAAAAAGGGAUUAAAGCUGGGGGCUGUGCUUUCACCCAUGUGUAAUUUCCUCGUGUCUUUCCAAGAGUUGCAGUUUACACAUCUGCUGGGGGUUUGGUUUUGUCUUGUGGUUUUGCUGUUGGCAGAAACUGUUCUGUGUCUUGCUGGUCUUUGCUGCUAUGUUGAAAAAUGACUGUGUUCUAAACGUGUGUGCUUGUGGCUCACCCUGGGAUGAGGCUGGGAGUCCCUAACAGAUGUGGGAAAGCCUUUGCUGAGGGAAUCCGGUUGGAGGUGCUUCCUCCAGUGCAGGUAAAGGAUGCUCUGGGUGUUGUUCCAGAGGUGGAUCCUGCUGUUUCCAGAGAGAGCAGGAGGGAGCAGUGCCCCUCUUGGACAGUGCAAUAUUGAACAGUAAGACAAAUCCUGCAUUUCCCCACCGUGCACAUGCUGGGCUAAGCCAGUGGAAGGUCGGGCCUGAAUUGUUGCCAGAUCUCCAUUUCCUCAAGGGAACAAAGGCAGGAGAUUUCCCAAAUCCCAUCCUUGGCUUCCAUUCUUUAUGUCUUUCCAACCUUGGGAGCUCCCUGUGCAGCUCUCUCCUGUUGGGCCUGGCUUUCCCUGCAGGAACACGUGCCAACGAUGCCAGUGGAGAUGCCCACUGUGGGAAUUGUGCCAGAUGGAAGAAAAUUUGGAGGCUGGAGUGCUGCAGACCCAUCAUUUCUUUCCCACCAGGGCCUGACAUUUAAUUUUGAUUUAAUGGCCCCAGAGUGCUCUGGCUCCAGGGAGAGGUUUGCUGUGCAGGGAACGCCCUCAGAACAGGAGCCUGAAGUAAUUUGACAUUUUUAUUCUGAAGCUGAGCUCAGUGCUCACACAUCCCUGCCUCAGAUCCAGCAGCAGGGAUGUCUGGAGGAUCCUGAACGAGGGUGAGGAAACACUUUGGGAUGACAUCUCCCACCUGCAAGAGGCAGGAUCUGCAGGGGGAAUGUCUCACCCAGUAUUUAAACUCUGAGGAGUAUAUUCUUUGGCAAAUAGUCUUAAAAGCAUGCUGGUGUCUUUUACCUCCUGUUAAUGAAUCUGCUUUUCCAAGGAAACAGUCCCCUGGACAGUUUAUCCAAAGGUUUUAUUGGAUGGCAAGCAAUGAUGCACAGAUGUUGACUUUUGCUAUAAUUUUUGUUCUCUCCUCUCCUAAGACUUGACAGCUCAUGGGUUGAUGUAAUUGUUUUGGUUUUUUAUUUUGUUUCGCAUUUAACUGGAUUGUAAUAAGAUUGACUUAAAAUUAUUAAUUCUAAUCAGUGAUUAGAAAUACAUGUAAAGUAUUUUAUGUACAGUAGAGGAACAAAGUUACAUGAUUUUAAAUAAUGAAAACCCAGACUAUCACCUAUCCUAGAAUUGGUUCUACUCAAAGAGUGACCUCUUUAUUAGCAUGGACUGCACUGUUCCUGUUAAAUGUCUAUUGCAUAAUUGAAUUCUUUUUUGUAGAUAUUGUAUUAAAACCCAAGUGUCUGUAUAGUUAAUAUAUAGCUGCUUAUGUGUAAAUGCUAUUUUAAACACUAAAAAGCUUUUAAUUUUAUGUGAUAA
Messenger RNA from Cyanistes caeruleus (blue tit), 5754 nucleotides. The record is from RefSeq and is a predicted model, not a curated record. NCBI's taxonomy places the organism in Eukaryota, Metazoa, Chordata, Aves, Passeriformes, Paridae.